Messenger RNA from Ctenopharyngodon idella (grass carp), 4497 nucleotides. RefSeq names its product WD repeat and FYVE domain containing 1 (gene wdfy1). NCBI's taxonomy places the organism in Eukaryota, Metazoa, Chordata, Actinopteri, Cypriniformes, Xenocyprididae. Bases 88 to 1320 code for a protein of 410 amino acids. Gene Ontology annotation, molecular function: protein binding; metal ion binding. The transcript has 12 exons. The record is from RefSeq and is a predicted model, not a curated record.
UUGCGCUGUUGCGGUUGAACUUCCUCAACGCUCAGCUGACUCGAGAGGAGGAAUCAUCACACAGAGGGAGUCAAGGGAAAAACAGCCAUGGCGGCGGAGAUCCAUUCGAGGCCUCAGAGCUCCAGACCCGUCCUUCUAAACAAGAUCGAGGGCCACAGCGACAGCGUGAACACGGCCGUGCUGAUCCCGAAAGAGGAUGGCGUUAUUACGGUCAGCGAGGACAGGACAAUUCGAGUUUGGCUGAAGCGGGACAGUGGACAGUACUGGCCCAGCAUCUACCACACUGUGUCCUCUCCGUGCUCCUGUAUGUCAUAUCACCAUGAGAGCAGGCGGAUCUUCAUAGGACAGGACAAUGGAGCUGUUGUGGAGUUCCUCAUCUCAGAAGAUUUCAACAAAAUGAACCAUGUGAAAACAUACCCAGCCCAUCAGAACCGUGUGUCGGACCUCAUCUUCUCUCUGGAGAGUCAGUGGGUGAUCAGUACGGGUCAUGAUAAAAGCGUCAGCUGGAUGAGCAGUCAGAGCGGCUCUAUGCUGGGACGCCACAGCUUCGGCUCAUGGGCUUCCUGUUUACAAUAUGAUAAUGAUACCCAGCAUGCCUUUGUGGGAGAUUAUUCAGGGCAGAUCACUCUCCUGAAACUGGAUGAACAGUCGUGUUCUGUCAUCACCACACUAAAGGGACAUGAAGGUAGUGUUGCUGCGUUAUAUUGGGAUCCGGUUCAGAGGUGGCUGUUUUCUGGAGCGUCUGAUCACAGUGUGAUCAUGUGGGACAUUGGUGGCAGACAGGGACGCACAUUACUACUGCAGGGACACCAUGAGAAGGUCCAGGCAUUGAGGUAUCUGCCUCUGACCCAUCAGCUGGUGUCCUGCUCUGCUGAUGGAGGAAUAACAGUGUGGAACAUGGAAACAACACGAGAAGAGGCUCCGCAGUGGCUGGAGAGUGAUUCUUGUCAGAAAUGUGAACAGCCGUUUUUUUGGAAUAUAAAGCAGAUGUGGGACACUAAGACCCUGGGGCUCCGACAGCAUCACUGCAGGAAGUGUGGUAAGGCCAUCUGUGGGAAAUGUAGUUCUAAACGCUCCACGUACCCCAUCAUGGGCUUUGAGUUCCAGGUGCGCAUGUGUGACGACUGCUACGACACAAUCAAAGAGGAGGAUCGGACUCCUCUGGCUACGUUUCAUGAAGGGAAACACAACAUCGCUCACAUGGACAUGGACCCGAGCCGAGGACUGAUGGUCACAUGUGGGAGUGAUCGAGUUGUUAAGAUCUGGGACAUGACGCAGGUGGUGGGAAGCAGUGUAGCGGCGGGAUUCUCUCCCCGCUGAUUGGCUGUUUCUGAAGGCCCCGCCCACACUCCACCAACAGAUAUCUGUCGAGGAUCAUGGAAACACUCACCUACCUGUCUAACUCUCUCGUCCUUCAGCUGUGGAGUCUACGCAAAACAGACAGUUCAACAGGGUGUAUGUGAAUAUAUGUGUGUUAUUGGGAUGGUCCUUGAUUUAUGAAUCAGAGGCAUUCAUAUCUCUUAUGAGGUAUGAUGGCCUGGAUUUGAGUGAACAUGAACUCAAGGUACUUCUAAAAGCACAAUAUUUGCGCUCUUUCUGUGUGUGUGUGUGUGUGUGUGUGUGUGUGUGUGUGUGUGUGUGUGUCCCUCUAUCCAUAAGUACCAUUCAAAAAAACAGGAAGCAUUUCCUUCAUCCAACAUCCUGUUUAUUUAUCCAUCUGUCUUGUUUAUCUUUCUUCCACUUUUUGAAUUUGAAUGCCACUACCACUUGCAUAAAUUCUAAUACAAACUUGCUUUUCCCCCCUAAAAAUGUCACUGAAACCCAAUAAGGCUCAAACUCCGAGAUAGACGGGUUCAGGUCAGGUAGGUGAGGAUAAUUAAAUGUAGCAUAUUAAAUCCAUGGAACAUUUUAUGACUUAAACGCAUUAAGUUAGUACAUGAUGUUUGUAGUGUUCUGCUGUUAGACACUAUUUAUACCACUAAUCAUCGUUUCUCUGUGGUUUAGGGACAAAUUAAAGUUAUGGUUAACGCAAAAAUGAAAUUUUGUCAACAUUUAUUCACCCUUGUAUCUUUUCAAAACUGUUUCACUUUCUUCUGUGGAACAGAAAAUUAGAUAUUUAGCAGAAUGUUGAUGCUGCACUUUCCAUACAACAGAAAUGAAUGAGAACUGGGGCUCCAAAAAUCAUAAAACGAGCCCAUACGACGUGUGCACUAUAUUACAACUCUUCUGAAACUUUAUGAUAGCUUCCAAAACCAAAAAUGAACAAUAAAAGUAGUCUUUCCGAUCUAUGCGGUAUAUUAAGUGUGCUAUUUUCCAACAAAAUUAACUUGUUUUUCUUCAUAGUAGUAUUAAAAUCUUUUGCAUAGUCUACAUUGCCAUUUUGCAAUUGCGUACAAACGGAGCCCCCAAAGCCUAAACCUUUGCAUUCCACCAAGAAACUUAACGUUUGCUCGCAAAGAACUCAAAAGUUUUGUGAGCGAACGCAAAGUUUCUCAGUGAGAGAACACAAAAACAUUGACACAUAAUUUUUGCUCCCAUAUCACAUAUUUUUUUCCAUUGAAGGUAAAGAAAAAAAAAUGAUAUGGGAAGAAAAAUUAUUUGGCAAUGCUUUUGCUUUCUCUCGCAAAUGUUUUGCGUUCUCCCAAAAAACUUUGUGUACGCUCGCAAAAUGUUUGCGUUCCCCUGAGAAACUUUGCAUUCGCUCACAAAACCUUUGCGUUCCCUGACUAAAAUGUUUCCGUUCCCCCCAAAAACUUUGCAUUCACUCGCAAAGAACACAUUUUUGUGAGCGAACGCAAAGUUUGUCAGGGGAACACAAUAACGUAAUUUGCGAGAGAAUGCAAAAAUCAUUGACAUAUUUUUUCCUCCCAUUUCAUAUUUUUUUCUAUUACCAUGUCCUUUUAGGGGCUCCGUAGUAACGUGACGACCAGUAGUAUUUUUCGCUUAUGUCAAACCUACCGAAUAGAUAUGCAAAUAAGAUUCGAGAGACGCGGGAUUUUUAGCAUUUCAGUCUGUUCCUGACACAAAGCUACUUGGAAUGUAAAGUUUUUAUGUUCCGCUAAAGUAGGUUUUGGAACGACGUGAGUAAAUGAUGACAGAAUUGUCUUUUUUUUUUUUGGUGCACUAUUUCUUUAAUAUACGUAUUAGGGCCUAUUUUUCUUUCAACAUGGCUUCAGAUUCAAGCUAUGCCGCUGUACGGCUAUAAGCAGCUUCUAGAUGUUUUAAAUUUACAUACAGCUCAUAACUAACGUAACACUGGCCUUUGAGAAGAUUAACCUGUUUACAAACAUUAUAACUGACCAGCGCUGUUUCUGGCUUACUUUUGAUAUUUCUCUCUCUUCAUCUUAAUUUUUUUUUUUUUUCACUCGACUGUGACGUCUGGAAUUUCCCUCCGUUAUCUUUCGUUCACUGUCUUGACGAGUUCUCUGUUCCUUGCACUGAAUUGCACAGUCUGUGUGUGUUCAUGAUCUGAGGGUACAAACGGUGUUUGUGCGAAUGUUUGCAUUAAAUGGCUGAUUUGUGCCUGUGUAAAGCGCUUGCUUCACGGCGUUCGUUUUGAUUUGGCCUACGUCUCAUUCCGCGCCUUGUAAAUAAUAUGUCCAUUCAUUCCACUGAUUUUCCUAAUUUUCGCUUCAUAUAAAAUUCAAGCAGGAUGUGAAUGUAAGAGUUGUUGAUCUGCUUUCAUAACAGAAAGCAAAUCUUGUAUGUUGUGUGACAUCUUUUUGUGUCAUUUAAUUGGAAAGAUACUGGCGACGAUUGUAAUUUCUCAUCUUUCAUUUUCGGUUAGAAUUGUUCUUAUUGUGUCCUUAAAGGGACAGUUCACCCAAAAAUUUUAAAUUUUGCCCACUUUUUCAUUUACUCAACCUUAAGUUGUCCCAAACCUAGCUGUAUGGAUUUCUGUCUUCUACUGAACACAAAAGAACAUAUUUUGAAGAAUGUUGGUAACCAAACAUUGACUUCCAUAGUAUUUUUUUUUUUCAGUGGGGUCCGUCAACUGUUUGGUUACCCAUAUUCUUCAAAACUUCUUUUGUGUUCAGCAGAAGAACAGUUUGAGGGUGAGUAAAUUAUGAGAGAAUUGUCAUUUUUGGGUGAACUAUCCCUUUAACAUCUAUUUUACUGAAACUGACACUUCAGGGAGUCACGCCAUUUUGCCGAGAUCACAGUUCAGUUUAACCACCAAGUAAAAUUGAAAACACUGUAAAAUUCACCAUGCUUCUAAUUCUCAAAAUCUAAAACUGUAAAUAACUCUAAAUGACCUGUUUUUCUAUGUUCUUUUUUCUAAGACUUGCUUUACUUCAGUAGUUCAGUCAGUAAUGAAGUAUUAUUCUCUAUGUAUACAAAGUUGAGCUCCUGUGCUGGAAAGCUCAAACAUAUGUAUUUUUCAUACGAAAAUCUCUUGUUGCUAAUAUGAAAACUGACGUAAGUCUUAAAGCUGACUGGUAGUUUCUGCCCAGAGAUUGAACAAAACAUUACAAUAAAGUUCUAAGCUGUAUCUCA